This is a messenger RNA of Mytilus californianus (California mussel), 1207 nucleotides long. RefSeq names its product caspase-2-like. The record is from RefSeq and is a predicted model, not a curated record. The coding region runs from base 117 to 929 and encodes 270 amino acids. The transcript has 5 exons. Lineage: Eukaryota; Metazoa; Mollusca; Bivalvia; Mytilida; Mytilidae. Gene Ontology annotation, cellular component: cytoplasm. Gene Ontology annotation, biological process: apoptotic process; proteolysis.
AAUACAUUACACCAUUACACAACACAUUUAUUACUGAGCACAUAUACUUCCGAUUUGUUUGGUAAGAUCUAUGUACAAUAUUCUAACACUAUAUGAGCUGAUCCAUAUGAUCCCAUAUGGAGACUUAUACUCUGAGUAAAAUACCAUCCUGUAAGCCAAUAAUUAUUCCAAUAAAAGUUAAAGACUGUUGUUCCGACCAGACCAGUAUUGAUGCUGACACCAAGAGUCUAAAGGAUACAUUCAAACAACUUGGAUUUGCCGAACCUGAAGUUUUUAAUCAGGACAGCGACAGAGAUACAAUAUUAACACAAUUGUUAAAAAUAAGUGAAAAAUCAGAAUUUACAGUAGAUAGAGAUUUUUUAUUAUGCGUCAUAAUCAGUUACUGCCAUCAUAUGAAUGGCUGUUUUCAGGACGUCAAUAGUGUUGAUAUUUCUGUUGAUGAAGUAAUCCAUAUCUUUAAUACAGAAAACUGUAUAGGAUUAAGAGAAAAACCCAAGAUAUUUAUUCUACAGACGGAUGAUUCAAGUAUUUCCACAAAAAGUCCCUGGAAAUUUUCAAUAGAGAAAGAAGAAGAAACAAGACUGCCAACUCAGGCCGACAGUUUGAUUUAUCAUUGUUGUAUCCCGGGUUCUAUUGAAAAAUUAGAUUGGUCAAAGUUGGUCAAAGAGGAGGACAAAUGGAACACUAAUAAAGGGUCAAAGUUUAUUCAGACAUUCUGUAACGAGAUUGAAAAGCAACGAGAUGUUGAUAUUCAUCAAUUAACAUUAAAAAUUAAUGCCGCAAUGAAGGAAUAUGUAGAUGAGGUUAAUAGCCGGGAACUUGAAAAUAAAGACUUUGAGCUGAAUAGAAAUCUAGAACUUCCGAUCUGCACAUCACAGUUACUACGACAAUUUAUAUUUUGCCAAAGACAGAAGGAAACAGAAGUUUAAUUCUAGUGAAAAAAUUCUAUAGAUAAAACGUUUCAUGUAUAGUUGGAAUUAUUUCUCAGCAAAUUUUCAACUUGAUAUAAGAAGAAAUCAAACUUUCAUUUCCAUUUUCUUAUUUUAUACAUAAUUCUGUCCAAUUAUGAUCUGUUCAAACCGAUUCAUGUAGACACUAUCAUGUUUAAAUGUAUCAUUUCAAACAGGUUAAUAAAGUUUGGAUAAAAUCUUUUUUAAUGUUGGACAUUUUGUACUAUUUGUAACUGAAUAAACCACUUUGUAUUUUG